AUGGCACCAAAGAAGCGUACCCCUAGUGCUGCCAAUGCGUCACCACUCAGUCCAACAGCCGAAGGCUCGCGGGAUUCAAAGCCUCCUAUGGCUUCUGCAACUUCUCCCCUUGAGUUCUCUUCUACAUACCAAUUCAAGCGACCACCCGCCGACAGCCCAGUAUCCAGAAAGGUUCAAGGUCUUUCAAACGACGACCGCAUAUUUCUUACUUUCGAUUUUGAGAAAGUUAGCAAAAAGCCUACCAAAUUACAAUAUUACAAUUUCAUACGACUUUUCAAUCCAGAGACGACUAGCAAACCCAACGACCUCAAAGAUUCUCUGAAAGACGCUUUUAUGACCGAAGUCAGACCAUUACUCAAACCCUACAUUCUACCGCCGCCCCCUGCCUCGAUGGAUACUGAUCAUCAACAAGAUUUUGACCCUCUCGGCCGCAAGACUACACGAAAAAUGCUUGUAAAAGCUAUUCAUCAAAAGACUGCAGACGCUACGGUACCUACUGGAGCCACAAUUGACGAUGUUUUGAUUCUUUACAAGUACUAUGUUGAUCCCGGAAUGAAACUUCCACCAAAUGAUCGAUUUAUCAAAAGGCCUCGAGUAGUCCCGGUCGAUCGCCUCAAGAACGAAAGCAUGGAGGAUAUUGUUUUAGCUUUGCGCUACCACGCUCCUCGCAUUUAUGUAAGAUCUUUGGCCAUGAACAAGGACACCCUCAUGGAUCUGUACAUACAUUUUAUUCAUGACGAGACUCCGCGUAGUCCACUCAUACCCGGCUUUCAUUACACUAUUUUGGCGUUAACGGCCACUGAUCUUGGGGACCCAAUGGAACACAGUGACAACUAA
Melampsora larici-populina 98AG31 is the source of this 837-nucleotide messenger RNA. RefSeq lists its product as uncharacterized. Bases 1 to 837 code for a protein of 278 amino acids. The transcript has a single exon. The record is from RefSeq and is a predicted model, not a curated record. Lineage: Eukaryota; Fungi; Basidiomycota; Pucciniomycetes; Pucciniales; Melampsoraceae.